Messenger RNA from Puccinia graminis f. sp. tritici CRL 75-36-700-3, 2594 nucleotides. RefSeq lists its product as uncharacterized. The transcript is spliced from 4 exons. The coding region runs from base 85 to 2400 and encodes 771 amino acids. The record is from RefSeq and is a predicted model, not a curated record. NCBI's taxonomy places the organism in Eukaryota, Fungi, Basidiomycota, Pucciniomycetes, Pucciniales, Pucciniaceae.
CCAAGUCGCAGCUCCAUUCAACUCACUGAUUUGGUUUUGCUACUACAGUCACUUCCUUUGUUGAUCCUGUCAGCAAGAGAAACGAUGCGAAACCAGAAUUUACCAUCUCACCAUCAAUCGAAGGGGUCUGCUAGCCCAGAGGAUGCUUCUCUUCGUUCGACUCCGCUGAGAAGUUUGAAGAAACGAACUUCCCGAAGGCUUGUGGUCAUAAUCGCUCUGAUAGCCUCGAUUGUGGCCCUUUUACGUUAUUCUCCUCGCGCAGUUCUUUAUACUUGGACUGCUCAACAUGCCCAUUCGGAUCCUCAGUUGGGCUGGUCCUCAGUCAAGGUUAACGUCAAGGGUGCUUCUCGGGAUUGGACGAGCGAGUCGUAUGAGACAACAAGCGCAAGUUUCAACAAUUACUACAACCCAAAAAGUGCACUUCAAGUAGAUGAGGCUCUGAGCGAUAGAGAGCAAACACGAGGGUCUCAAAUACCAUCUUCCCGCGUCGAUCAAGUGGUUGAUCAUUUCGAUACUGAACCAAAGGACGCUCAAGGUUUCGGACAAAAAGAAGUGAUACCGAUAUUUGAAAGGUUGGUAGUGAAAGAAGCGCCCAGCACCCCGUACAAACCAUUGCCGAGAAUGCGACUUCAGCCGGACUUACGAUACGAAGACGUUUGGCCGAGUGUCCAUCGGCUUACUAGGGAGUUAGAAAGCACCAAAUUUUUGACAUUUUCGCCUCAUUCUGGAUUCCACAACCAAAGAAUCGAAAUCAAAAAUGCGUUCAAGAUAGCAAAACUAUUAAAUCGCACCUUGAUCCUACCAUCAUUUAGGCUCGGAAAUGCUUUGGGUUGGGGGAACUCCACGUCUCUCAGUGCAGCCUUAGAACAGGCUGAGACGAAAUACGAUCGUUUAUCAGAGUGUUCAAACCUUCUGUCCAAAGUUCACGAUAGUCACAUUGGUGGAGAGAAAUCGGAUCUCUUGAAAGAAUGCAGAGACGACUCUAAGUGGACGUCUGUACAAGUAGAUUACAUGCUUGAUAUAAAGGACCUUUAUAAAGAAGUACCAAUCAUUGAUCGAACUGACUUACGCGAAGCAUGGUUAUGGGACACCUUGAAAUUGGAGCCUGGAGAAUGGCUUGAAGUGAAAGAUGAUUUUCGUUAUAGCUAUCAAAUCUACGAAUCUGCGACCACUUCCUCUGUGGCUGAAUCGAAGUACGAAUGGAGACUGAAUAUCGCAGACUUGGCCGAUUUCAGUGAUACGAGAUUGCUCAGCUUUGGCUCUUUGUUUGGUAGCGAACGGGUCAUACUAAGCAGUCCAGAAAUGGAAAAAUUUAAUCAAAAGAUCGAGAGCAACCAAUUCUUAAACCUACCUUUGCUGGAAAAGAUCUCUGAUCGCAUCGCUGAUCGCUUGGGAGGCAGAGGAAACUACAUUGGCUUACAUCUUAGAGUAGCAGAUGCCUUUUUCAAAGUUCAAGCUCCACAGGUAAUCCGCGAAACAUUUGAUAAAAUUUGCAAGGAAAUUUUGAAGGUCGACCAAAAAAUUAUAGACGAUUUGAUUGCUCAAUAUGAAUCGAAUACGCUACUGAAAACUGGCGACGUGAACGACGGGCUAGAGAAUCUCCAAUCCGCCCUCCAUGUCAACCGCCAAUCCGCUUCUAAAAUCGAAUUAAGUGAUCUCGAAACCAGUCAUAAAUCCGACAACAGACAUUUCAAGUACGAAUCUAGGGGGUUCAACAAAGAGACUUCUGGAGUAACCCCAAAGAGCCGAUUCUUGAAUCCUACUAGACAUGGCCGGCAGCUGAAACCCUCAAACACCCUCAAUCGAAAAACAAGUUUUAAAUGCAAUAGAAAAUUGUAUCAAGAUCAAGCGGGUGGACAACUAGAAAAGUUGAACAUCCCGAUCUAUAUUUCAACAGACGUCCGUUCGAAAUCGAUCAAGAACGAAGAAGUCAUGAGGCUAAUUUUUGACAGCUUUCCGUGCGUAUUUUCGUCCAACAACCUCAAGACUAUCAAACCUAAAGGUUCGAAAAGAGUACGAAAGCCCAACAACCGAGGACUCAUUGGUCGAAAGAAUUCAAACUCGCAAGGAUCAGGUCAAACUCGAACGGAAUCGAACGCUCAGCAAGCUACUACUGAAGAAUUGCAGAGAGACUUUUCGCCACAUCAUGAUGCUCAAGAUGAAGAAACCGAGAAUGAGGACGACGAGGAUUUGUAUGGCUUUCACCUGCUGAAGAGUAAUCUGGACGGUGUCAGUCUUGAUAGGUUCUUGUUUCCAGUCUUGGAAUCUAUGAUUGUUUCUAAAGGCUCCCACAUCAUUGGAACCCCCAGAAGCACUUUCAGUAAUUAUGUAGAAACUGUUCUGCAUCCCAUCUACCAUCGUUCCAGCAAGUCUACGAGGUCGGGGAACAGACUUAAAUAAGCUCAACACGCAAAGCUGGAUCCCUGACUCUUUCUCGUUCACCUCGAUCAUCUGUUUCCUACCAUACUACUUCAUCUCGUUCUAUUCUUAUCGUUUUAAAUAUAUAUAUGGGUCAAAAUAUCUUUUUUCGGAAGAAAUUUUCGUUAAUGUUAAUCGUAUGCACAAAAUCGUAAUGUUGUGCUGUGAGCUUUCUG